Molecule: messenger RNA, 1676 nt
Organism: Homarus americanus (American lobster)
Lineage: Eukaryota; Metazoa; Arthropoda; Malacostraca; Decapoda; Nephropidae
Gene: CSN4
Product: COP9 signalosome complex subunit 4-like
Exons: 9
Coding region: 89-1315 (408 amino acids)
Cellular component (GO): cytosol; COP9 signalosome
Source: RefSeq, a predicted model, not a curated record
GACUGACUCAGUGUUGUAGUCAAGAGUCAGUCAGCUGGUGGAGGCGUCACAUACUCCACAGAUAAUAUAUACUUCAUUAAUUAGUAAAAUGGCUUUCGCUGUACAAAUUCGUCAGCAGCUACAGGCUCUAGUGUCUUUUGGUGGCUCCCAUAAAGACCAUGACAAAUAUCGUGCAGUCUUAGACUCAAUCCUUAAAGUUGGUAAUGAAAAUGACAUGGCAGAAGGACUUCAGGCAUUUAUUGAAGCAAUUGUGAAGGAGACGGUGAGUCUGGUAAUAUCCCGACAGCUACUAUCAGAUGUCUCCACACAGUUGACCUCCAUGGCAGAUAAUGUUGCAAAGACUGUUGCACAUUUUACACUUGAUAAAGUACAGCCUCGUGUCAUCAGCUUUGAGGAGCAAGUAGCCAGUAUAAGACAGCACCUUGCAGAUAUUUAUGAGCGGGAGAGUUCAUGGAGGGAUGCUGCGGCUGUCCUCACUGGGAUUCCUCUUGAAACCGGACAAAAACAGUACAGCGUGGACUAUAAACUGGAGACGUAUCUCAAGAUUGCUCGCCUGUACCUCGAGGAUGAUGACCCGGUGCAGGGAGAGGCUUACAUCAACAGGGCCAGCAUCUUGCAGGCUGAGUCAAAGAACGAACAACUUCAGAUCUACUACAAGGUUUGUUACGCUCGAGUUCUGGAUUAUCGCCGCAAGUUUAUAGAGGCAGCACAGCGCUAUAAUGAGCUCUCUUACCGGCCAAUCAUUCACGAGGAUGAGAGGAUGGAGGCUCUGAAGAAAGCUUUGAUUUGUACAGUGUUAGCAUCUGCAGGUCAACAAAGAUCAAGAAUGCUUGGCACGUUGUUCAAGGACGAGCGCUGCCAAAAGUUGCCAUGUUAUCACAUUCUGGAGAAAAUGCAUCUCGACCGUAUCAUUCGCCACAAUGAACUUACAGAGUUCCAGAAUAUGUUGCAGCCCCACCAACAAGCUACCACAUCUGAUGGUUCAAGCAUCUUGGACAGAGCAGUAACAGAGCAUAACUUACUGGCUGCCAGUAAACUAUAUAACAAUAUAACCUUCCCUGAGUUGGGAGCCCUCCUUCAGAUAUCUCCCGCCAAGGCUGAGAAGAUAGCCAGCCAGAUGAUCACAGAGGGAAGAAUGAACGGUUACAUCGAUCAGAUUGACGGGAUUCUGCACUUUGAGGCUCGUGAUGUUCUUCCUCAGUGGGACAAACAGAUCCAGUCCCUCUGUUUCCAAGUUAACGGAAUCAUCGAAAAAAUAAACGUAGCUCAUCCUGAAUGGGUCGCAAAACUUAUGGACGAGCAGAUGGUGCAAUGAUAGUUUGAGAAUUAUAUGAGUAUAAUGAGUUUGUAACAAUGAUAUCCAUACUCAUUGGCAUCUCGGCUAUUGACCGGAAACAGGAUUUAAUGUGAUGCUGCCUGACCAGUUUAAAAAUGCCGCCGGAUAAGAGUUAGACUUCAGUGUAGAUGAAUUUCAUUGUGCUAAAUAAAAAUCUAGAACCAAGCUAACUAUUGACAGUAUUUGUUUUGUUUAGACCUGAAAAAUGCGAAGAAGUUAAAAAUAUAUCUUCCUUUAUCUUUAGAAAAAACACAUCCCAGUAGCUUUGUAUAAACUCAAAAGAACUUUACUCUUUCUACAUGUGUAUCUGCCUAUAAAUAGAAUAAAAAUAAUUACUGUA